AUGUUCGCACCCGAAGCCGCUCGAGGCAACGACAACACCCUAUGGUCAACAAUGGCCGGCACAAUCAGAGUUCUUAGUCGGACAUAUGCAAUGUCAGCAAAUCCCAUACAGCUUUAUGAACUCGAGAUCCGAGAUACCUGGUUCCUGUUCAUCCUUUCAGCAAAGGUUAUCGAUGCGCAUCAUCCUGCUCAAGACCGUCUGACACGCUUGAUUCUUUGGGCACGCGAGCUUGGUGUUCUUAAACGAACUUUGAAUUCCUCCCAGACCCCGCAACAACCAAUUGGUCAAGAUGAUGGAACUAAUGUUGGAUUUAUCGUCGGCUCUGAAGAUGACGUUGUUGUCCAACAUGCUGCAACGUCAGCAGGACGCAUCUGGCUUGACCUACCUUUCCUGAUCCUCGACCUUCAGGACGCUUGGAAGACGGUCAUGAAUCCUUCUGAACCUGCGAAUCAUCGCUGUAACCUUGCCUCCGCGAUAGCAAGACUUGCUGGGGUUGGUCUCCUCGACGAAGCUCUCGCCGGCUGUGGGUUGUCUGUUCUCAGUCUGGCACUCGAAACCCCUGAGAGCGAGUCCACUUCGAAGGGUCUUAUGUUGCAACUAUCACAAUUAUUGCCGAUGGUUCAAAUAUGGUUACACUACGCAGGAGAUAAGCUCCUUCAGUUGAGUCUUGCCAGUCAUCCAGUUGAUGACACUGCUUGGUAUACUGAAGGUUCAGCUCAUGGGCAACUAGCUUGCGAUGCUGAGAUUGAUACUGCGAGCUUGAAUAGGGAAAGAUUUCAAUUCUGGAAGACGAGAUUGUCGGAGUUGAGAAAGACGGAUCAUGAGGCUACGAGCAGGGUGGCUGAUUCUUGCUUUAAUAUCAUAGAGGGAGUCUGGAAAUCUGUUUUUGGGUUGAGUUAG
Molecule: messenger RNA, 900 nt
Organism: Mollisia scopiformis
Lineage: Eukaryota; Fungi; Ascomycota; Leotiomycetes; Helotiales; Mollisiaceae
Exons: 1
Coding region: 1-900 (299 amino acids)
Source: RefSeq, a predicted model, not a curated record